CUCGGUGGGAGGUCCAGUUACACCGUCAUCUACAUAUAGCGACGUAUUAUCUCAAUCCUCAAUUUUAGUAUUCAGAGAGAAAAUCUUCAAAUCCAGAGGUGAAGCUGGGCUUGUACCAUUGCAUGGAGCGGCUGAUAUCGAACCAGACCGUCACGGAGCUUACAGAUUUAGAACUUGUUCUAUUUCGGAAUAGAGAGAUAUUUUUUGGUCUGCAAGAAACAAAUUGUACUAUUGCCAAACGCUCUCCAGCAAAAAAGCUGGGAGAGGAACUUGAUGAAUGGCUUCGGGCAACUGGUUUGCCUAAGUCCGCUGAUAUUAGAGGAAUUAUUGCCCCGCAUGCUGGUUACUCAUAUUCUGGACGGUGUGCUGCAUAUGCCUUCGCUAAUAUUGACCCAGAUAAUAUUUCACGUGUUUUUCUUCUUGGUCCUUCUCACCAUCACUACACUCCUAAAUGUGCUCUUACAAGAGCUACAAUUUACAGGACACCGUUGGGAGACCUACCAGUUGAUCUGGAAGUAAUUGAGGAGCUAAAGGCGACUGGGAAAUUUGAACUCAUGGAUCUACAAGUGGAUGAGGCAGAGCACAGCAUGGAGAUGCAUUUGCCUUAUAUUGCAAAAGUGUUUCAUGGCCAUCAAGUAAAAAUCGUACCAAUUUUGGUAGGAUCCCUGAAUUCCCAAAAUGAAGCCAUGUAUGGACGGUUGCUUGCAAAGUAUGUGGAUGAUCCUCAGAACUUCUUCUCUGUGUCAUCCGACUUCUGCCACUGGGGAUCUCGGUUUCACUACACACACUAUGACAAGAAACACGGCCCCAUACACAAGUCAAUUGAAGCACUUGAUCGCAUGGGCAUGGACAUCAUAGAGACCGGAGAUCCUGAUGCCUUCAAAGAAUACCUCCAGGAUUUUGGCAACACCAUCUGCGGCCGACACCCGAUCAGUGUGUUCCUCCAUAUGCUGAGGAGCUGCUCUGAGAAAAUUAGCAUUGGCUUUAUUCGAUACGAGCAAUCAAGCAAGUGUAAGAGCAUGAAAGAUAGCAGCGUCAGUUAUGCAUCUGCUGCGGCAAAGCUGGACGGUGGUGGAAGCAGGUAAAAGGAUCUGCCAUGGUCAUAUAUGCCCAUCAGCUAUGCUGCUGCUGCAGCUAAGCUGGAUGGUGGAAUCAGGUGAAAGGAUGUGUCCUGUUCACUCCCAUCAUCCUUUUGUGUCUAUCAACUUGAUUGCAUCAUAUCUCUUAGACAAUUUUUCCUCAUAAAUUUAUAAGAAACUUGUUUAUAAGGUUCACCUGCUACCACCCUUUUUUAUCAUUAUUCCUGAUUUUUUUU
Molecule: messenger RNA, 1315 nt
Organism: Dendrobium catenatum
Lineage: Eukaryota; Viridiplantae; Streptophyta; Magnoliopsida; Asparagales; Orchidaceae
Product: protein MEMO1 homolog
Exons: 8
Coding region: 123-1085 (320 amino acids)
Source: RefSeq, a predicted model, not a curated record